Molecule: messenger RNA, 739 nt
Organism: Mya arenaria
Lineage: Eukaryota; Metazoa; Mollusca; Bivalvia; Myida; Myidae
Product: short-chain collagen C4-like
Exons: 3
Coding region: 7-696 (229 amino acids)
Source: RefSeq, a predicted model, not a curated record
CAGAGGAUGCUCUUGGAUAACGCGGAGGAGUUAGCACAAGAUGUUGCCGAUUUAAAAACCCUUGUUGCGCAGCAGGGACAUGAAAUACAGUCACUUAGGGCAGAAUUGGCUAAAGGAACCGGAUCGUCGUUCAUCAGAUGGGGUCGAACAAGCUGCGAGGGGAACGGCUCUGACCUCGUUUAUUCUGGUUACAUGGCUGGUACUUUUGUUGACAAAACAAAGUACAGCGGGGACCACGACGGUGCCAACUACCUUUGCCUUUCUGACAACCCAACAUGGAGCCACUACUCUGACAACGCGGACAACAUCAUCUACCUAACUGGUGUGGAGUACAGCUUUAAUCCACACCAAACGUCCGACAUAAUCUCUUUCUUCGGAUCAAACGUAUUCGGACAACAAGUCCCCUGCGCGGCGUGCAAGGUCUCACGUGGAGUGACAAUGAUGAUACCUGGUAGAAACACCUGCAAUUCCGGCUGGACGAAGGAAUACAGUGGUUAUAUAGUCGGCCCUUUCGCUGGUUAUUCGCAUGGUUCCGAAUAUAUAUGCCUUGAUGAUCGACCAGAGGGCGUUGUUGGCAGUACCCAUUUUGACGGUACCAACGAGCUAUAUUUCGUAGAAGUUCAUUGCGAGGGUGGAAUGGAGUGUCCUCCAUAUGUGAACAACAGGGAACUUGCUUGUGUUGUGUGUUCCAUUUGAAUAUUAUUUGAACACACAUGUUAUACAAGUUAAAAAGGUUAUG